Molecule: messenger RNA, 204 nt
Organism: Candidula unifasciata
Lineage: Eukaryota; Metazoa; Mollusca; Gastropoda; Stylommatophora; Geomitridae
Source: the annotation of a GenBank genome assembly
AUGGUAAUUUGUUCUUCAGUUUACUUGUGUUGUGUGUUACAUGUCCUGCAGCAGCAGCACAACUUCCUGCCGCUGGUAGACAAUGCAGCUUGCAAAAUGUUAUGUUUUUGGUAUCACAUUAGUGAUGUUAACCCAGAAAGAUGUACUUUAAGAUAUUACAUUAGUGGUGUUAACAUAGAAUGCUGGAAUGAAAGGCAGGGUUAG